CCGAAAGGAACUCUGGGAAGUGUCAUGGCUGCCGCGCCAGCAGGAAACAAGAACGUUUUCAAGACAUUGUAGCCGCGCUUUUAAAUUAUCCUUGUACCAGUUUGUAUUUCUAAGUUUAUUUUGGUGAUAAUUCUGGUCAAACAUGGCGUCCACCGCGGCGGGAAAACAGCGGAUACCGAAGGUGGCGAAGGUGAAGAACAAAGCUCCAGCAGAGGUUCAAAUCACUGCGGAGCAGCUCCUCAGAGAAGCCAAAGAGAGGGAGCUGGAACUUCUGCCACCACCACCCAAACAGAAGAUCACUGACAAGGAGGAGCUGAAUGACUACAAACUGAGGAAGAGGAAGGGGUUUGAGGACAACAUUAGAAAGAACCGCACUGUCAUCAGUAACUGGAUCAAAUACGCACAAUGGGAGGAGAGUCUGCAGGAGAUCCAGAGGGCGCGCUCCAUCUACGAGCGUGCGCUGGAUGUCGACCAUCGCAACAUUACUUUGUGGCUAAAGUAUGCCGAGAUGGAGAUGAAGAGCCGGCAGGUGAACCACGCCAGAAACAUCUGGGACAGAGCCAUCACCAUCCUGCCCCGUGUCAACCAGUUCUGGUACAAGUACACCUACAUGGAGGAGAUGCUGGGGAACGUGGCUGGCUGCAGACAGGUGUUUGAGCGCUGGAUGGAGUGGGAGCCUGAUGAACAGGCCUGGCACUCUUACAUCAACUUUGAACUUCGGUACAAAGAGGUGGACAAAGCUCGCACCAUCUAUGAGAGAUUCGUCAUCGUUCAUCCUGAGGUGAAGAACUGGAUCAAGUACGCUCGCUUUGAGGAGAAGCACGGCUACGUGGCUCACAGCAGGAAGGUCUACGAGAGGUCGGUGGAGUUCUUUGGAGAAGAACACGUAGAUGAAAACCUCUUUGUCGCCUUCGCCCGGUUUGAGGAGACGCAAAAGGAGUUUGAACGCGUUCGUGUGAUCUAUAAAUACGCCUUGGACAGAAUUCCCAAACAGCAGGCUCAGGAACUCUUCAAGAACUACACCAUGUUUGAGAAGAAGUUUGGAGAUCGCAGGGGCAUCGAGGAUGUGAUCGUCAGCAAACGGCGGUUCCAGUACGAAGAGGAAGUCAAGGCCAACCCACAUAACUACGACGCCUGGUUCGACUACCUGCGUCUGGUCGAGAGCGACGCCGACCCCGACACAGUGAGGGAGGUUUAUGAACGAGCCAUUGCCAACACCCCCCCCAUCCCUGAGAAGAGACACUGGAGGCGCUACAUCUACCUGUGGAUUAACUACGCUCUGUAUGAGGAGCUGGAGGUCAAGGAUCCUGAGAGAACGAGGCAGGUGUACGCGGCCUGCGUGGACCUCAUCCCUCAUAAAAAGUUCACCUUUGCAAAGAUCUGGCUGCUCUACGCUCAGUUCGAGAUCCGACAGAAGAACCUGCAGGGAGCUCGAAAGAUCAUGGGCCUGGCCAUCGGUAAAUGCCCCAAGAACAAACUUCUGAAGGGCUACAUCGAACUGGAGCUGCAGCUGCGUGAGUUCGACCGCUGCAGGAAGCUGUACCAGAAGUACCUGGAGUUCAAUCCUGAGAACUGCACCACCUGGAUCAAGUUCGCCGAGCUGGAGACCAUCCUGGGGGACGUGGACCGAGCCCGGGCCAUCUUUGAGCUGGCCAUUGGACAGCCCCGGCUGGACAUGCCCGAGGUUCUGUGGAAGUCCUACAUCGACUUUGAGAUAGAGCAGGAGGAGUUUGGGAACACCAGGAACCUGUACAAACGGCUACUGCAGCGAACGCAGCACGUCAAGGUUUGGAUCAGCUACGCCAAGUUUGAGCUGUCCAUCGACAGCGACGAGCGCCUGCAGAAGUGUCGGCAGAUCUUUGAGGAGGCCAACAAGGGCAUGAGGAGCUGCGAGGAGAAGGAGGAACGCCUGAUGCUGCUGGAGUCCUGGAGGGAAUUUGAGAGAGAGUUUGGCUCCGACAGCAGCAGGGAGAGGGUGAGGAAGCUGCUGCCAGAGAAGGUGAAGAAGAGGAGGAAGCUGACGGCGGAGGACGGGUCCGAUGCAGGGUGGGAGGAGUACUACGACUACAUCUUCCCCGAAGACGCUGCCAACCAGCCCAACCUCAAACUGCUGGCCAUGGCUCGAAUGUGGAAGCGUCAGCAGGCAGAGAGCGAGGAUGUGGCUGCCGACCAACCCACGGAGCCUCAAACACAGCUGUCGUCGUCGCCGCCAUCGCCGUCGUCCGCUCAGGAAGCUGAGGAAGCUCCUGACAAACAGCUGCAAACAGAGUCUGGCAGAGAGAGUCAGACCGACACAGACCACCAGGAGGAGCUCAAGGAGGAGCUCAAGGAGGAGCUCAAGGAGGAGCACGACGACCAGGAGGAGGAGGGGAAGAACAACAACAACCAGGAGGAGGAGCACGACGACCGAGACGACAGCAGCAGCAGCAGCAGCAGCAGCAGCAGUGAGAGUGAGGAAGAGGAGGAGGAUGGUGCAAAGAAGAAAGAGGAGAACAACACUGGAGAAGAUUAACAUCAAAGUCAUUGUGAUAAAAAGAACAGCAGAACAUUUUGAUACCAUUUAACUUUAUUUUACAUGUUUUUGCAUUUGUGCCUCACACACACACACACACACACACACACACUCUCUCUCUCUCACUCGUCCUCUUUUCUGGGUCAUUCUAAAUUAAAAGGAUAGAAUGGGUGAGAAACAGUGGCUCUCUGACUGUGUCAGGUUGAUGAUGAUGAUGAUGAUGAUGUAGAGAAGGGGGCGGAGCCUCAGAGAGCCACUCUUCUGUUAUUCAAUGUCUUCAGGUCUGACAGGAUGUGGCAGAGGGAUGAUGGACUUCUUCUCUGUGUCUCUGGAGAGAGCCUUCCUCAUAUCUGCACAGAAAAAACAAAACAAGAUCAAAGUCGAGGCGACAACUGCUCAAAUGUCGCCCUCUUCUGGCCACAAACAGAGACCUUUCGACCUGAGCCUUUGAUAAAGCAGCACUGGUUUGUUUCCUGUUCCCAUGAGGCUUUGUGUUUGGGCCACUUCACAAAAUAAAUGCACAACCUCUUUUCCCA
Molecule: messenger RNA, 3048 nt
Organism: Cynoglossus semilaevis (tongue sole)
Lineage: Eukaryota; Metazoa; Chordata; Actinopteri; Pleuronectiformes; Cynoglossidae
Gene: crnkl1
Product: crooked neck pre-mRNA splicing factor 1
Exons: 14
Coding region: 143-2512 (789 amino acids)
Biological process (GO): spliceosomal complex assembly; mRNA splicing, via spliceosome
Cellular component (GO): precatalytic spliceosome; Prp19 complex; U2-type catalytic step 2 spliceosome
Molecular function (GO): protein binding
Source: RefSeq, a predicted model, not a curated record